GCGUUGCCUGCGUGCGUGCGUUGCGGGAUAUCCUCUUGGUUGACGACAUUGAUGACAUUCUUUCCGUUUCUCUGUUGUUUCUUCCUUUCCAUUUUGCGAUGCUGCAUUUUCGGUGCUCGGAUGUAUUCACGGUGGUAAGGGUGGCAUGCUUUGGCAUCGACAACAGGAGUUUCGAAGUGGAUACAUCUGUGGCUUUUCACAACAAACAAACAAACACACAAGUCCGCCUGCCGGGCGCGGAUGCGCCGUAAUGUUUCUUUUGUCUCUUCUUACUAUAACAGUCAAUUUCGUCCUGACGGCGGUCGACUCAUCGUCUUACUCAUACGUCCAUUCAAUUACGCAACUGUCGAGUGCUGCCCAAAGCGACCAUGUCGAUGUUUCUCUUUGCAACAAUUCCCAUAUGCGACUAGAUUGUCUGUGCUCCCGGGUUGGCUCUGUCUGACAAUCGCUAACAUAUUGCUAUGUCUCAUUCGAUUCCCAUAAUUGACGAUCAAUUCGCCCAUAAGCGCCAGGACAUAUCGUCAGCCUCGUCGUCCGCCUUUCAUGCCCGCGUAACUUACCAUUGUAGGAACUACCAUCUAGUUAA
This is a messenger RNA of Aaosphaeria arxii CBS 175.79, 586 nucleotides long. RefSeq lists its product as uncharacterized. The coding region runs from base 146 to 442 and encodes 98 amino acids. Lineage: Eukaryota; Fungi; Ascomycota; Dothideomycetes; Pleosporales. The record is from RefSeq and is a predicted model, not a curated record. The transcript has a single exon.